UCAUGACGUCAGAGGCCUCUGCGUGCCUACGUAUGCGGAAGUCUGGUCGCGCGGGAAAGUUCAGUGUGAGUUCGGCGGCUUGUGGAUGCGUUGCGCGCGCUGAGGUGGUGGAGAUGGCGAUGAGUGUGAGUCGAGUGGAGGUCGAGGCUGAUGUGGAGGAGGAGGAAAGCUUCGGUCCACAGCCUCUGACCCGUCUGGAGCAGUGUGGGAUCAGUGCGAGUGAUCUGAAGAAGCUGGAGGAUGCAGGGUUCCACACCAUCGAGGCCGUGGCCUACGCUCCUAAAAAAGAGCUGCUGAACAUCAAGGGCAUCAGUGAGACCAAAGCUGACAAGAUCCUGGGUGAGGCGGCUAAGCUGGUUCCGAUGGGGUUCACCACAGCGACAGAGUUUCACCAGCGCAGAGCCGAGAUCAUUCAGAUCUCCACCGGCUCCAAAGAGCUCGACAAACUGCUGCAGGGUGGUAUUGAGACGGGCUCCAUCACGGAGAUGUUUGGGGAGUUCCGUACAGGGAAGACUCAGCUGUGCCACACACUGGCAGUGACGUGCCAACUUCCCAUAGACCAGGGUGGAGGAGAGGGCAAGGCCAUGUACAUCGACACUGAGGGCACCUUCAGACCCGAGAGACUGCUCGCUGUGGCCGAGAGGUACGGGCUGGUUGGCAGUGAUGUUCUGGAUAAUGUAGCUUAUGCUCGAGCUUUUAACACGGACCAUCAGACUCAACUGCUCUAUCAGGCUUCAGCUAUGAUGGCUGAGUCCAGGUAUGCUCUGUUGAUAGUGGACAGUGCCACUGCGCUCUACAGGACGGAUUAUUCAGGACGAGGCGAGCUCUCGGCCCGUCAGUGUCAUUUGGGACGUUUCCUCCGCAUGCUGCUGCGUCUCGCUGACGAGUUUGGCGUUGCUGUGGUCAUCAGUAAUCAGGUGGUCGCGCAGGUGGACGGAGCGGCCAUGUUCUCCGCAGAUCCUAAAAAACCCAUCGGAGGAAAUAUUUUAGCGCACGCCUCCACCACCAGGCUGUAUUUGAGGAAGGGGCGUGGUGAAACUCGGAUCUGUAAGAUUUACGACUCUCCCUGCUUACCCGAGGCCGAGGCCAUGUUCGCCAUCAACGCAGACGGAGUCGGAGACGCUAAAGACUAAAGAACCAACGGGGUGUGUGUGUGUGUGUGUGUGUGUGUGUGUGUGUGUGUGUGAGGGACAGACUUUAACUAAAACAUGGUGAUGGAUGCACUCGUGUAUACACACACACACACACACACACAUCAGGCUGACGAAUCUUUCGGUGUGGGGGGGGGAUGUGUCAGAGAGAGGGCAUUACAUUUGUUUCAGUUUUUCUUUAUGUUGAUAAAACGAUAAACUACAUUUCAGUUGUUUUUCUGUUCGUCAUUUCUGGAUUUUUCUUUGUACUUCUUUCUGUAUAUAAAAUGAUUAAAUGUUUUAUUGCUG
Silurus meridionalis is the source of this 1439-nucleotide messenger RNA. It is a transcript of the gene rad51, whose product is annotated as RAD51 recombinase. The coding region runs from base 3 to 1133 and encodes 376 amino acids. The transcript is spliced from 9 exons. Gene Ontology annotation, biological process: reciprocal meiotic recombination; DNA recombinase assembly; mitotic recombination. Gene Ontology annotation, cellular component: condensed nuclear chromosome. The record is from RefSeq and is a predicted model, not a curated record. Gene Ontology annotation, molecular function: DNA strand exchange activity; double-stranded DNA binding; single-stranded DNA binding. Lineage: Eukaryota; Metazoa; Chordata; Actinopteri; Siluriformes; Siluridae.